GCGUGUGACGGAGGUGUGGUGGACGAGUCACCGUCUCACUAUCGGUUUUGGCGGCCUUAAAGAGACUUGUCUCUGCGCUGAUCCGAUCAUAAAAUGCUCUGCAAAGACUGAGCGCGGUGCGUUAGCGCAGAUUGUGCGUUUCUCCGAACUAACACUCUUACUGCAGAACGACAAACUGAGGCUUCAUUGCGGCAACAUGAGUGAGCCCUUCGACUGCGUCGGCUGCAAAACCUCCCUGUACGGCCGCAGGUUCAUCUUGGUGAAGGAGCAGCCGCACUGUGUUCCCUGCUAUGACAAGCUGUGCGCUAAGACCUGUGCGGGUUGUGGGCAGCCGAUUGGGCACGAUUCCAUGGAACUUUUCUUUGAGGACAAGCACUAUCAUGAGCGCUGCCUCCGCUGUUUCCACUGCCAGUUGUCCCUAGCUGACCAGGCUUUCAGCAGCCAGGAGGGGGCACUGCUGUGUAAAGACUGCCACUCCAGGGAGUUUGCCACACAGUGUCACGCCUGUAAUAUGCCGAUUUUGCCAGGAACACGGAGGCUGGAACUCGACGGGGUCACAUGGCACGAUGCCUGCUUUAUCUGCCAAAGCUGUAAGAAGCCAAUUGGAUCCCAAGGAUUCUUCCCACACAAAGGCCAGUACUUCUGUGUGGCAUGUCAUGAGAACAAGAUGUCACCCCGGUGUAAGCACUGCAAGCAGGCACUCCCGGAGGGUGGCGUGAUCUACCAGGGCGUCUUCUGGCACAGGAAGUGCUUGCUCUGUGCUUCCUGUCGUGCCCCGCUGGCUGACCAGAGCUUCACCUCCCAUCAGGACAAACCGCACUGCCUGUCCUGCUACAACAGGCUGUACACCAAUAACUGUGAGGCGUGUGGGGAGCCCAUUACAGGUCAGGAGGAGGUGAAGUACAUCACUUUCGGGGAGCGUCAGUGGCACCGGGCCUGUUUUACCUGCUCACUCUGCACUGUGUCACUGGUGGGCGUCGGCUUCUACUCCUCCAAUGAUCGCAUCCUCUGUGGUGACUGCAAUAGGACCCAGUGAGCUGUGCAGACUCUGCCCCCUGAGCCGCUUCGGCACCAGUCGAAUGUGAUCUGAAGCUAACUAAUAAACCGAUCUUUUCCCUGCAGCAGUCUCACUACCCGCAGUUCAGCUGCACCCAGCCAAAUGUUACCUCAGAGCACAACCUCUGACACGUGUUGAGAUGUCUUUCAGCCUCAAAGUUGUUGAUCAAUAGUGCUAAACCUUCUUGCGCAUAAGCAAAGAGAAGGGGCUUCAGGUCGAGUUGAUUCAUUCAUCAUUUUACUUUCACUAUGUGUGAACAGUAUUUACCUACACCUCUAAAGUUCUUGUGUUUUCUGAGUAAUGGAUGAAUGAUCUAUGGCCUGUUUGAUGAUCUAUCUUUGUUUAGAAGUAUUUGUCAGGUUUUUCAUUAAUUUCAUACUAGUGAAUCAGUCACUGUAUGCCUAACACUGUGCAUAUUUACGAAAUAAAAGUAUAUUUUCCUCUUC
Messenger RNA from Paramormyrops kingsleyae, 1503 nucleotides. RefSeq names its product four and a half LIM domains protein 3-like. Gene Ontology annotation, cellular component: nucleus; Z disc; stress fiber. Gene Ontology annotation, biological process: actin cytoskeleton organization. Lineage: Eukaryota; Metazoa; Chordata; Actinopteri; Osteoglossiformes; Mormyridae. Gene Ontology annotation, molecular function: transcription coregulator activity; actin binding. The record is from RefSeq and is a predicted model, not a curated record.